AUGUUGUAACCAUGAGAUUGCGACAGUCGGAAUGGGGUCCACUGGACACGUGGGCAGUCUCCAGAAUAUAUGUUGGUCAACAUUGUCCCCAACACUGCAGCGGUCACGGGAAAUGUGAAGAGGGCGUGUGUAGUUGUGAUCCAGGAUACACUGGGUCAAUAUGCAAGCCUAGGAGAAGAAUAGAUGAAACAAUGCAGGCUGACUUUGGUAUUCGUUACGAACCUGACUCCGAUUUUAUAGACAUCUUUGGUGGAGAAGUUAUUGGGGGUGAUAAAGGUUGUGGAACAUUGCUGUCAGGAGAAACACUAUAUUUUUCCGAUAACGGCGUGAGAGAAGCUCAGACAAAGGACUUGAACACGGAAAAUGAGGAUUAUAUAGAGUUUUACCUGAGGAUAGGAGGGGGACUUCCAGAUUGUGACGGGGGAGAAACCCCAGAGGAAGGGGUCGUUCUCCAGUACUCCACGGACGGGGGAACCACGUGGAAACUGCUCAGGGAAAUGACUCCAGAAAAGUUCAGGAAAGCAAAAUUUGUUCACGUGGUGUUGCCUGAAGACGCCCGUUCUCCUUUGACUCGGUUUAGAUGGUGGCAGCCCUUCCAUUCCGGUGGAGGAACUGAUCAGUGGGCUUUGGACGAGAUACGUGUGGGUCAUUAUGAAGGCAGAAGGACAGUUGAAGAUAAUUUUAACACGCAGUUGAAUGCAAUAGAUAAAGGUGUUUGGUCCACCAUAACAGAAGGCAUUCUGGGUAAAUACUGCCAAAAUCGAGACAGAGCUCUGAUUCUGGCCAAUCAGGAGAACGACAAGUUUGUCGUCACUAAAGACCUAAACUUAGAAGCUGGUGACGUCAUACAAUUCAGGAUCAAUGUUGGUUGUAGUAACCAGUUCCGUUGGGACCACAUAGUCAUGUUGGACUACAGUCACGAUGGCGGUCAAACAUGGCGGUUACUAGAAGACCCGUGUUACCAGGAAAAUGAUUGUGACGGGAAGUACACGGAGGGAACCAUGUAUUACUCCGGUCCACAUGGUUACUGGCAAACCGUGGUUAUACCAGUCACAGAGGAGUUAGCCAUGCAUCCAGUUAUGUUGAGAUGGUGGCAACAGGGUGGAUAUCCAUUUAACUUUGGACUUGAUGAUGUUUACGUGGGACCCCCCUGUGAGAAGAACUGUCAUAGAAAUGGUGUCUGCGAACAGACCGAUUGUGUAUGUGAUGAAGGAUUUAAAGGUGAAGAGAAACUGAAUUAG
Messenger RNA from Saccostrea cuccullata (small rock oyster), 1241 nucleotides. RefSeq names its product reelin-like. The coding region runs from base 12 to 1241 and encodes 409 amino acids. The transcript has 7 exons. The record is from RefSeq and is a predicted model, not a curated record. Gene Ontology annotation, molecular function: lipoprotein particle receptor binding. Gene Ontology annotation, biological process: central nervous system development; neuron migration. NCBI's taxonomy places the organism in Eukaryota, Metazoa, Mollusca, Bivalvia, Ostreida, Ostreidae.